CGUGGCUGUUCGCUAAACAAACUUUCACAACUGUUUUCACGUCGCUUUUAUUCACAGUUUAAGAAAGAACGUUCAGGGUGUGUUUUGGGUUGUUUUUAUAUUCUUAAUAAUACACAACUCUUUGUGUUUUGUGUUUGACCCGAUUCAUUUUCAAAGUCAUUUGUGUUCAUUCGCGGGAGCGCGCUAUUAUGGAGCUACGCUUUACGAUUGGUCAGCCAUGCACAUCUCAUGUCAAGUGGCGCCAGAUCUCGUGUUAUUGACAUUCGCCUCCCAGUUGUUGAACAGCAAAGCACCACACACGGAAAGUUUUGUUUCCUAACCUUAAACUUCCUUGUAAAGUCGUUCAUAACUGUGAACAAAAAUUCCCGACGCAUAAUGAUCUUAUUGAGAUGUUGGCGACGGAAUUUCAUACUGCUAAUCGUUGUCGUCUGCAAGUGUUGGGAUGGAGUUAUUGCUCGCCAAAAGGCGCGAGAACAUGGGCAGAACGAACCGUCCGCAAAAUCAAUUCCUCGUGUAGCAGCUACAAAUGAAACGAAUGCGGUUCAAAGUUCUGCUGAUGAAACAGGCUUGGAAUUAGAGAAGCCACAUCAAACAGCAGGUAAUUUAGCAGCAAAAUGAUUCAUCUUCUAACAAACUUUUACACUGUUUGAAUCCGUCGCUUGUGCGCUAUUUACCCAUUGAUCAGUACAGAAAAUUUUCAUUCACACUCGUCAGUGGCCGGACGCGUGUGUGGUGCCACGAGUCGACAGCGUGCAAAGGAAGUCUGUUAUUGACCAUAUGUGUAUUGUUUCUUAGGCAUUCUCAACCUUGGAUGUCAAGGAAUCCGGAUUCGUAGGUAUGUGUCGAAUGGCCGCUGCACGAGUAGAAGACCAUUCCGCGACCUAAUUUGCGAUGGACAGUGCAUGCCUAUGGAUGAGCUGCCCUGGUUUCCGGAAUAUUCCAAAGUCAUCAGUCGUCGUAAGAGAGAGUGGCGUUGUGUCCCGGACGAAGUUAAAACUAAGAAGGUGACUGUCGUGUGCAUAGACGGGAACAAGUUCAAGUAUCGGGUACGAGUUGUUCGCUCGUGCAAGUGUAAGAGAUACACACACAAACAGAACCAAACGAACCCUUGACGAGUUCUGUUCAAAACAAAACAAAAUCUACAAUGUGGAGCAACUGUCAAAAGACAUUCCCGCACAGACAUUCCUUCACUCUAUUGCUUCGUAAUGUAACAUACAGUUGUACAAAGUGUCCGUGAGUUGUAAAUUGAAUGAACUCUGGUACGUCAGCACGACAGCUAAGUGCAAUACUUUCCGUUGCACGCGUUUAUAUUUUGUAUAAAUUUCUUGCCUGUUGUGCACCUUGCGAUUUAUCUACAGCCGGUUACAUCACAAUUUGAUACAACAUUGCCGAGUGCUACAACAGUUUUUGACUGAUAAUUGUGUUAGAAGUGUUAACAGCGAACCACACGUGUCAACCGCAUGGCGAUUCGCAUCAAACCAUACCACACUGAAAACUUGUAACAUUAACCAACAACAUCGAGUUGCCCGAAGUCUCAUCAAAGAUAUUCGACCAGGGAAUUGCUCAUGUUAUGCAAGUCUACUGUUAGUCAUGUCUUCGCAAAAGGCGGUCCGUUAUUAUCAAACCGCUUGAUCGAAACUUUGUGUUGUGAGCAAUUGAGUCUCCAGAUGAUAAAAAGAAAAUUUAUAUAUUAUAUAUAACAGAAGUAAGAUAGAUUGUUAGCGUUUCGUUAGAAGCAUGGCUCUUGAAUACUAGAAAAUGUAAAUAAGCUAUGUGUUCUUGUAGAAUCUUAAGUAAUUAAACCAAGGAGAGCCAGUGGCGUGUUCACUUCUUAUGGUCAUACUUAGGUUGUUGAGGCGCAUAGACAAGACCAUGUUGUACAUUUGAUCCGAACAUUCUGUAAGACAGUUCCUAGAUCGCAAUAUAUAAAUAAAGUUUAUUAGAGAAU
Pocillopora meandrina is the source of this 1948-nucleotide messenger RNA. The record is from the annotation of a GenBank genome assembly. NCBI's taxonomy places the organism in Eukaryota, Metazoa, Cnidaria, Anthozoa, Scleractinia, Pocilloporidae.